This is a messenger RNA of Oikopleura dioica, 294 nucleotides long. Lineage: Eukaryota; Metazoa; Chordata; Appendicularia; Copelata; Oikopleuridae. The record is from the annotation of a GenBank genome assembly.
AUGUCGUCGAAAGGGAUCAAGUUUGAUGCGCGGCCAACCCUUCCUGCCAGACCCUCCAUGGGUGUUGUGAUGGAUGACAUCGAAAAAACAUGCAUUAGUGACGUUUUAUUCGACUAUAUUCAACAAAAUUGCCAAAUCGAUAAAUCAACGGAGGCGAUCCUUGAAAAAGUGAAAAACAAAACCGAAGCGGCCCGAGUCCGAGAGGAGCUGAGACAGACGUCGUUGGAAGCCGCUGAGUUCAGCAAAGCAAUUAUCAAAAAUCUUCCUGCUUCGUUGAAGACUAACUUAAAUUGA